AUGCAAAAAUCUGAGCAAAUUGAGGUUUUGGACAAAUCGAAAGAAAUCUUUGGACUCUUUCAAUACUCGCCGAUUUUUGUGUAUGGGCUCGUAAGUUAUCUGAAUGUAUUUAUAAUUGAGAUAGAUGCUAAUGUCAGAUUCGCCUAUUCCUUGCGCCAAUUUAUCUUAUCUACACUCCUGGAUCAUUUCCACUCUUCGAUACUGUAGCAUAUUUGAUCUUUUGCGAUACUUCCUCGAUUUUUCAAUACUUGAUUCCUCUACAAUUUUUGUUCACCAAUACCAAAUUCGCUGCAAAAUUGUGGAAGAAACCGUUUUUGAAUGAUACAUCGAAUCAAGUUUAUAUUCAACAGCAAACAAACGAAGAAACUGAAGAGGGUGAAGGAAAAGAGAAAAUCGGAGAUCAGGAUGUUCCUAACGGCGAGCGAAAUGUGGAUUUUAGUAUUAAUUCCAGUACAAAUGUUAAUGAUGGUGCUAAUUGA
Messenger RNA from Caenorhabditis angaria, 479 nucleotides. NCBI's taxonomy places the organism in Eukaryota, Metazoa, Nematoda, Chromadorea, Rhabditida, Rhabditidae. The record is from the annotation of a GenBank genome assembly.